AUGGCACUACGAAUUGAGUCAAAGAUACUACAAGAUGUGGUAGCCGAACUGACUACCAAUCAAGAGUGUGGCUUUAAGAUCUCCACGCUAACAGGCUGCUAUGACUGCACAAUAGGAGCGCCUUUCGCAGCCAUUUGUGAGUCAUUAGUUGAUUCUACGGUAACAGUCGCUUGCCGAUCUCAACAAUUUUUGUUUAAAUGCGGGUCUUCAGGUGAAGAGAAUGAGAUUAUUCUCCACUUUAAUCAUCCCACAGUACAUGAGCAAUGCAACGCUCAUUGCUCUGAUAGGCCUACGAAAUUCCUCUCAUGGAGUACCUCUAAAAACCAGUGGUUCAAUGAUAUUAGUUUACCUAAUAUUGAACCUUUAUUAAAUACCAUUACAAACCACUGGAAGUUGACGUUAGCUGCUCUCAGUUCAAUACUUGGUUUAGCAGCCUUGACUUACUUGGUAAACUCCGUCAUUUCAACUGUUCUCAGAUAUUUGUGGAAGGCACUUUCUCACUGUGUCAACUAUAUGAGAGGAAAACAAGCUCAUACUGAGAACCCCAGCAUGUGA
Cooperia oncophora is the source of this 555-nucleotide messenger RNA. The record is from the annotation of a GenBank genome assembly. Lineage: Eukaryota; Metazoa; Nematoda; Chromadorea; Rhabditida; Trichostrongylidae.